GGUGAUCAAAGCACAAGGGUUCAGUUGUGCCUUCGCCGACCCUGCCGUGGACUUGGGUCGCUUGACCUCUGCACAGCUAAUCCCAACCUUCCCCGGCGUAGUUAUACCAUCACCCGGUUUCCUGCCAUCAUUCACACCUUUCCUGCUUCUUGCUUCUUGCUUUCGCCCUACGUCUCUGCGCGCUUCGUGACUUUGUACCCAACCUUCACCUUCCUCUCCGCCUUCCUUCCUCUUGCUUCACUCGCGACUUCCCUGCCAAGACACCCUCCCCCACACCAGCAACAAAACGUAGCCCGCCAACCUUCAAGCCAUGCCACUUCAACAACAUACGCAACGGUAGUCAUCAUGGCGAGCAUGGUGGAUAACCACUUCCAUGGGUGGAACCCCGAAGCUCUUGCCGUCGUCAUCUGCUCCUCGCUCUCCAUCUACUCCGUCCUCGAGCUCAUGUUGACUCUGCUCCUGACCUUCCAAUCCUACCGAGGCCUCUACUUCUGGUCGCUGAUGAUUGCGAGUUUCGGCAUCAUACCAUACAGCAUCGGAUACACCAUGGAGUACUUCCGCCUCUACCAGGACACACUCGCCCUGGGCAUUGCCAUCGACACUACUGGAUGGAGCCUCAUGGUCACCGGCCAGGCCUUUGUCUUGUACAGCCGCUUGCAUAUAGUCUUCAGCAAGGGCUACAAGAAGCUCUUACGAACCAUCCUCGCCAUGAUCAUCUUCAAUGGUGUGUGUCUACAUGGCACUACUUCAUUGGUCGCCUUCAAAUCCAACCUCGGACCCAAGUCAUCCACCAAGGGCUGGGAGCGUGCUUACAACGUCGUCGAGCCUGUACAGAUGUCAAUCUUCGCCGCCCAGGAACUAGCCCUCAGCGGUCUCUACAUCUGGAAAGCCCUGGAUAUGCUCAUGACUUCGGAUCGAGUGCGUUCGCGUGGUGUCAUGCGCCAGCUCUUUUUCAUCAACGUCAUCAUCAUCUUGCUCGACAUUGGACUUCUCGCUACCGAGUUCGCUGGGAAGCAUGUCGUCCAGCAAACACUCAAGGGUGUCGUAUACAGCUUGAAGUUGAAACUUGAGCUCUCCAUUUUGAACAAGCUUGUCGAACUUUCGGCCUCGAACGUUCGCCGGCAUGCCGUUAUCAAUACAAACGAGUUCUUAGAUCCCUCCAAGACCAAAUGGGACGUCUCCAAUUUUGUCCCAGGCUUCUCAAAUGUUGCCGACAAACACCCACAAUGGAUUUCGGAUCUGGAGAAGUCUCGUGUUCGCGGCUCUUUGACAGAUAUUUUCUCCGAUCACAAGGACAGCAACAUCCAGGUCAGGGAAACCGAUGCCGACACGAUCAUGCCGAUCACGCCAUCUCAAGACAGGCCUCGCACACGUUCGCCAAGCCACCUGAUGUACGCAGAAGCCAUAAGGCGCAUCUCUAUGUCCAAUUAA
This is a messenger RNA of Periconia digitata, 1431 nucleotides long. The record is from the annotation of a GenBank genome assembly. Lineage: Eukaryota; Fungi; Ascomycota; Dothideomycetes; Pleosporales; Periconiaceae.